This is a messenger RNA of Tachyglossus aculeatus (Australian echidna), 1199 nucleotides long. RefSeq names its product cyclin dependent kinase 5 regulatory subunit 2 (gene CDK5R2). The record is from RefSeq and is a predicted model, not a curated record. Gene Ontology annotation, molecular function: cyclin-dependent protein serine/threonine kinase activator activity; protein kinase binding. Gene Ontology annotation, biological process: brain development; positive regulation of cyclin-dependent protein serine/threonine kinase activity; activation of protein kinase activity. NCBI's taxonomy places the organism in Eukaryota, Metazoa, Chordata, Mammalia, Monotremata, Tachyglossidae. Gene Ontology annotation, cellular component: cytoplasm; protein kinase 5 complex.
GCAUGGGGACGGUCCUGUCCCUGUCGCCCUCGUCCUCGUCGUCGUCCUCCUCCUCGGCCCGGGGCCGCCGGGCCCCGGACGAGCAGCAGCAGCAGCAGAAGAAGGGGGCCGGGGCCGGGGCCGGGGCCGGGGCCGGGGCCGGGCCCGGGGGGCCGGACGGGGGCUAUGCGGCCCCGCCGGCGGGGAAGGCGGGGAAGGGGGAGAGCCGGCUGAAGAGGCCGUCCGUCCUGCUGUCCGCCCUCACCUGGAAGCGCCUCGUGGCCGCUUCGGCCAAGAAGAAGAAAAAGGGCGGCAAAAAGGCGACGCCCAAGCCCGCCUCCUCCGGGCCGGACUCCCUGGUGCAGCAGCGCAACCGGGAGAACCUCCGCAAGGGCCGGGAGCCGAGGGGGGGGGCCAAGCCCCUGGCGGUGCCCGUGCCCACCGUGCCCCCCGCCGACCCCCCUCCUCCCCCUCCUCCCCCUCCCCCCUCCUCCUCCCCCCCCUCCCCCCCUCCUCCCCCCCCUCCCCCGGCUCCCCCGGCCUCCCCGGGCUCCGGGGGUCGGGAGGGGGGCCCGGGGAAGCCGGCCCCGGGGGGCUCCCCGCGCCGGGUGGUGGUGCAGGCCUCCACGGGCGAGCUGCUGCGCUGCCUGGGCGACUUCGUCUGCCGCCGCUGCUACCGGCUGAAGGAGCUGAGCCCGGGCGAGCUGGUGGGCUGGUUCCGGGCCGUGGACCGGGCCCUGCUGCUGCAGGGCUGGCAGGACCAGACCUUCAUCACCCCGGCCAACCUGGUGUUCGUCUACCUCCUCUGCCGGGAGGCCCUCCGCGGGGACGAGCUGGGCGCCGCCGCCGAGCUGCAGGCCUCCUUCCUCACCUGCCUCUACCUCGCCUACUCCUACAUGGGCAACGAGAUCUCCUACCCGCUCAAGCCCUUCCUCGUGGAGCCCGACAAGGAGCGCUUCUGGCAGCGGUGCCUGAGGCUCAUCCAGCGGCUCAGCCCGCAGAUGCUCCGCCUCAACGCCGACCCCCACUUCUUCACCCAGGUCUUCCAGGAGCUCAAGGGCGAGGGCGAGGCGGGCGCCGGGCUCGGGGGGCCGGGGCCGGGCCGGGGGGCCGGGGCCAAGCACUGGACUAUCAGCCUGGAUCGCUAGGGGGCGCCCGACCCCGGACCCCGCCCGCUGGGGGGCGCUGCGGCCGCCCGGAGCGCUAGGGGGCGCCUGCUC